AUGGCGUCUUCUCUAGUGUCCAUUCGUAGAGCUCCAUUUUGCACCAUUGCCAAUUUCUCAUUCAAUAAGGUACGCCUUUUUUACCCCUUCAUUUCUAUCCUCAAAACAGUAAAACUGUAUCCCUCAUUCCGGACCCUCAGAACCCUCUCCACCUCAGCUUUCUCAGAGAGUUUUCAGAGGUCAAGCCCUCAACCCUCCGAUCCUUCAUGGAGUUUUAAUCAAAGCCCUGACAAUCAGUGGAAGAACAGUGAUUUUGGAAAUCCCAGUCCGAACAGUAAUUAUAAAGAUCAAAGUUAUGCGAAUAAUUAUAGUAUGAAUCGGGGCAAUCCGAAUCCUGGUCAGGGAUACCUGAAUCCUGGAGUUCCUAACCCGACCCCCAAUUUUUCCCAUCCUCAGAAUCAGAACAAUCGACCAGCGAGUGGUAACGUUAACCAGUGGAACGAAAACAAUCAAAAUAAGCAGUACCCACAAAACCAAAACCCUAAUUUGAGCCAAAAUUAUCCUAGACAAGGUGGAUUUCAGAAUCGGGGUUCUCCCCAAAACUUUCGUCAGUCGCAGAAUUAUCCUCAUCCUGGAGGUGGAAAUCAUAAUCAGGGGUAUUUACAAAUGCAAAACCCCACUCCACAUGAUCAGAAUGCUGCGAAUAGUCAAGUUGUUGAUUUAUUGAGUCUGUGCCGUGAGGGUAAGGUUAAAGAUGUAAUUGAACACAUGGAGAAUGCGGUGAGAGCCGAUGCUGAGUGUUUUAGCUUGUUAUUUAAUUUGUGUGGGAAUUUGAAAAAAUUAGAGGAUGCAAAAAAAGUGCACGAUUACUUCUUGCGGUCGACCUUUAGGGGCGAUCUUCUGUUGAACAAUCAGAUGAGAAAGUUGGGGUUACAGCCAAGUGGGGAAACUUUUCUUGCUGUUUUAGAGGCCUGUGCUAGUGCCGAAGCUAUUGAAGAGGGUUUCAUACAUUUUGAAUCGAUGAAGUUUGAUUAUGGAAUUUCUCCUGGGCUCGAACAUUAUCUGGGACUUCUUGGUGUCCUUGGGAAGAUCGGACAUCUUGCUGAGGCGGAAGCUUUUAUUGAAACUCUUCCGUUUGAACCCACAGCUGACAUUUGGGAAGCUUUAAUGAACUAUGCUCGUAUACACGGGGAUAUUGACCUUGAAGACCGAGCUGAAGAAUUGAUGGUCAGUCUUGAUCCUUUAAAGGCUGUUGCCAAUAAGAUCCCCACUCCUCCACCAAAGAAGCAUUCUGCAAUUAAUAUGCUAAUUGGGAGGAACAGGAUUCUGGAGUUCCGUAACCCCACACUCUACAAGGAUGAUGAGAAGUUGAGGGCCGCGAUGAAAGAGCAAGCUUAUGUGCCCGACACCAGUUGUAACAGUUCAAACUUCUGCCAGUUAGCCACUAGUUUCACCUCCCAUCAGCCUUUUUAG
Messenger RNA from Fraxinus pennsylvanica, 1413 nucleotides. The record is from the annotation of a GenBank genome assembly. NCBI's taxonomy places the organism in Eukaryota, Viridiplantae, Streptophyta, Magnoliopsida, Lamiales, Oleaceae.